Cicer arietinum (chickpea) is the source of this 1219-nucleotide messenger RNA. RefSeq lists its product as uncharacterized. Lineage: Eukaryota; Viridiplantae; Streptophyta; Magnoliopsida; Fabales; Fabaceae. The record is from RefSeq and is a predicted model, not a curated record.
ACGUUAUUACUUAUUACCCACCAUCUCACAUCCCAAUUUCCACAGUAAAACAAAGCAACAUCACUGUCCACACUCCAACACCCAAAUAAAACCGAUUUUUGGCGAAAUCUCCUCCGCCAACAAUCCCAAAUCUCUCUCCCCUUUGUUCAAACAUUCAAUUUCAAAUUCAACUUAUUAAAACCCCUCUCUCUACCCAAUUCAAAUCUCACCCAGGGUUCCACCCUUCCCAAACACAAUGAAAGCCUCACUCAAAUUCCGUGACGAACAAAAGAAACCACUAUUAAGAGCUAAAGUCCCACUAAGCAUUUUAGGCACACCAUUCCAAUCAGGAAUCGUAGCUGGUGACUCCAAAGAAUUAACACUCAAUCUCUCCACUUUCUUCGAAUCAGGUCCAUCCCUUAAACUCUCUUACAAACCCAACGACUCUCAAAACCCUUUCUCGUUAAUCGUUAAAACUGGAACUGGACCCUACGGUUCCCCUCUCUCAAGUUCCAUGCUCAUGAGUUGCGAAUUCAAUUUACUUAACAAAGCUACUAGUGCUGCUGGUGGACCCCACCCUCUUUUUAUGCUUCACUUUAAGCCGAGGUUCGGUGAUUUUAGUUUUAAGAAAACGCAGUCUUCGGUUUUUGAUGUUAAGAAGGGUUUUCAAAACGGUGCCGUUUUAGGGUUUGGUUCUGGUAGUGAUGAUGAUGCUGGUGUUGAGGUUGUUGAAUCGCCGGUCAUCGGGGCGUUUUCGUGCGGUAAGGUUCCGAUUUUAGGGAAUGGAUCGGAUGCUAGAGGUGCGAUUGGGAAUUUGUUUUCUGGUAUGGAGGUUGCGGCGAGGACGACGGUGCCGAUUAAGGGACGUGCGGCGGUGAAUUUUCGGUGGGGAGUUAGGGUUCCGGCGGGGAUUAAAGGGGAGAGUGCGUUUCAGAAGGUUCCGUUUCUUGUGAUGGAUAAGAUUGGGGUGGAGCAUUUGCCGGAGUGCGGAGAUUUGAAGAAAGGGAAGGUUGUGGCUGGAUUAGGUGUUCCGGCCAGUGGUGAGGUUGCGGAGACUUGUUUUGCAGUGAAGAGGCAGAUGGAGGUUUUGCAGAUGGGUAAAGGGAAAAGCUUUGAUGGAAGAAAGAAUGAGAAGAAAUUGGGGUCGGAUUUUAGUGGUUAUCCUGGAAAAUCGAUUGAGGCUGAUGCGAUCGAUGAAUCAAAGAAGUCGUUUAGGGGAUCCACCACAGUUGGAGUUUGA